This is a messenger RNA of Scomber scombrus (Atlantic mackerel), 2453 nucleotides long. It is a transcript of the gene tmed2, whose product is annotated as transmembrane p24 trafficking protein 2. The record is from RefSeq and is a predicted model, not a curated record. Gene Ontology annotation, cellular component: Golgi apparatus; endoplasmic reticulum; COPII-coated ER to Golgi transport vesicle. Bases 124 to 729 code for a protein of 201 amino acids. Gene Ontology annotation, biological process: intracellular protein transport; endoplasmic reticulum to Golgi vesicle-mediated transport; Golgi organization. NCBI's taxonomy places the organism in Eukaryota, Metazoa, Chordata, Actinopteri, Scombriformes, Scombridae. The transcript has 4 exons.
GCCUGUACGUGGCAGUCAGAGAAGCAGCCGAGGCUCCUGCUACUAUUCACCCUCAGACUACCACUUAUAUAUAUACACACACACACACUUCCACAGGCUCGCUUUCAACACAUUUAUCCCAUCAUGUUUACCGUGUCGGAGCUGGUCGUGCUGCUAGCCGUCCUGUGCGCAACCACCUCCGGAUACUUUGUGAGCAUAGACGCCCAUGCGGAGGAGUGUUUCUACGAGCGGGUCAACUCCGGCACCAAAAUGGGCCUCAUGUUCGAGGUGGCCGAGGGAGGCUUCCUGGACAUCGAUGUCGAGAUAACAGGGCCUGACGGGAAGCAGAUCUAUAAAGGCGACAGAGAGUCCAGCGGGAAAUACUCUGUGGCGGCACACAUGGACGGCACCUACAAGUUCUGCUUCAGCAACAAGAUGUCCACCAUGACGCCCAAGAUCGUCAUGUUCACCAUCGACAUCGGAGAGGCACCCAAAGGCCAAGACAUGGAGACAGAAGCCCACCAAAACAAGCUGGAGGAGAUGAUCAACGAGCUGGCAGUUGCCAUGACAGCCGUGAAGCACGAGCAGGAGUACAUGGAGGUCCGCGAGAGGAUACACAGAGCAAUCAACGACAACACGAACAGCAGAGUGGUGCUGUGGUCGUUCUUCGAGGCUCUGGUUCUGGUGGCGAUGACGCUCGGACAAAUUUACUACCUGAAGAGAUUUUUCGAAGUACGGCGAGUGGUGUAAUGUGAUUUUUUUUUUUUUUUGGGUUGUUUUUGUUUAGUUUUUUCCCCCCUGAAAUGAUCUCCUGUGUGUCCUCCACUGGAUUUUUGUUUUGUUUUUUGUCUUUCUCUUUCUCUCCAAAAAACACCAAUAGAGUUAUUUACACUCUGGAAAAUGAGACUGGCAGUUUUGAGUUAAAAAAAAGAAAAAAAGAAAAGCCUACAUAUGAUUGGAUCUCUUUAUGUUCCUCCUGUUACCUUUUUUUUUUUUUUUUUGGUUCCUUCUUUAUAAAUGUAAUAAUUGUAUAUUUGGGAACGAAUGGCCAAAACAUUUUUUGGGGAUAGAUGUCAUUAGUUUUUUUUCCUUUUUUUUGUUGGUUUUAACUGAUUUUUUUUCUUCUUCGUCACUAUUGUUUGAUGAUUACAGUUAAUUAACAGGUUUGGUUUUGUUGGGUUUUUUUUUGUCCAGUACAGUUUCAGUUCUGUCUGUAUGAAUGACUGUGAGGCUUUUAAUUUUAAAGAUGAAAGAGACUACUUUAGAGAUGCACAUGGCUGGAUAAAGACAUGCGAAGAGGAGGAGGAGGAGCCCCCCCCCACUGGAGAAUGUAGCCCUUAUUAAAGAUUAAAACCUCUUUCCAAAUGAUUAAAAAACAUAUAAAACAUUGGUUAAAUGUCUGAGAUGCAGCGUGAGGAGGGAGGGAAAGGGUUGUUGUUGUUUGUUGCUUUUUUCUGGGGUCUCGAUGUACUAGAAGAUAUGUGAUAUCUAUAUGUGUACAUUGUGUGUUUGUUUUUGUUUUUUUCGCUCUCAGACAACAAAUUGCACUCCUGAUGAAAAUGCGCCUAAAAUAUCUGAAGGAUUUACAUUUAAGCAGCUGAUCUUUUCUUUUUAAGGGAAACUCUUCAGCUUCUGUUUCUAGCUCUUGUGUCUGUUGAUUCACAGCAAUCCAUGCCAUUUCGAAAGGGGGUGGAAAAGGGGGGCAGAUGAGCUGAUUUUGACACUUUCUUCUUUUAAAAAACAAACUUGGCAGCAAAAUAAACCUUUGAGGAGCUGAGGCAGAGGCAGAGGAUUUUGGAUUUUAAACCUGAACUACUUUUGGGGGGUUGAAACUCCCAAAAAAAGAGCAAAGUGUAGAGAAAUACUGAAAUAAGUGUUACAUGUUUAAUUGAGGGGCUGGUUGCAGGGAGGGUCUGACACAUAAAAAUGACUGCUGUGUGCUUUAGUUGCUUCUUAUAUAGUUAUUUUUUUGUUCGGGGUCGGGGGAAUUUAAAUUAUACGAUUGUAUACGAUUUUUGAACUGUAUCUUUUUCUCUUUUUUUCUGGAGCAUAUUCAUUUAAAUGCAGCUGCUUUUAGUUUUUUGGGGAUGAUGUCACCUUUAAAAAUGAAGAUCUUAGAUGCGCACACACACAGCUGCAGCAUCUGAAAGUGUUGCAUUUUGGACUGAAUGUGCUCCAGUUUUAUAUCAGAAACAAUCUCUGGUGAGCUCAGGCAGGAACAAAAAAAACUGCUCUGUACACACACUUUUUUUUUUUUGUGAUUAAGACUAAAUCUGGUAAAUGGAUCUGUACAAAUGUAGAAUGGUUGGUUGUCUGUGGAAAUACAUUUAAAAAAGCCCCAGGUUUCAUAAUAAAGCCAAUAUUCUGUACGACUGCUUUGAUGUAUUUUUAAAACAGGAGGUUAAAGAAAGAUUGACUGCAAACUAUGGAGGUUGAACAUGGAGAGAAAUGUGAAUAAACCUUUUUUCACAACA